AUGGGAUAUACUGAUGAAGACCUCGAGGAGCUGUGGAGGAAAGCAGAGCUUGCAGAUAUCAUCGAUUCAUAUGAAUAUAUCAAUCUCAUUCGCAAUGCCUCUCUUGCCGACCGAUUCAGCACGUCCACGCUCUCACCAGAAGCUCUUGACAGACUUAAGAACCCUCGUCGAGGACCUCCACCUCUCGCCGAUGCAGAUCUCGAGCUUUCUAUGAAGAUGUUCUUCACCAAUAUAACUGAGGACGCUUAUGCUCAGAUCGCUCAAGCUAUCCGACAGCGUGAGCCCAACGUGAAGGUCUAUACUCACCACCAAGUCAAGAAACACAUCGAGAACCUCAGCGGAGUCGAGCCCAUCUGGUCCGACAUGUGUAUCAACUCAUGCGUCGGCUACACCGGGAAAAACUUCGACUUAGAAAAAUGUCCGCGAUGUUUCGAGCCACGCUACGAUCCCGUACAAUCACGCAUAGCAAAAAAGAAGGUACCGCAGCAGCGGUUUGUUACGUUGCUGCUCGGCUUGCAGCUUCAGUCGUUCUUCGCCACACUGGAGCACGCCGAGCUCAUGCAAUAUCGCGUCCUCAAAACCGAACAAAACCUCCACCGCGUCGACGUCGAGGGCCGUCCUAUAGAAGUGUUUGAAGAUGUAUUCAAUGGUAAGCAGUAUCUCGAUGCUGUUCGUCGAGGCGACAUAAAACCUGGAGACCCCGUUCUCAUGUUCUCAAUUGAUGGCGCACAACUCUAUGCAUCGAAGCAAUCCGAUGUUUGGAUCUACAUAUGGGUGAUUUUUGACGUCCCCCCUUCUCACAGGUACAAGAAAGCUUAUGUUCUACCUGGCGCUGUUAUCCCUGGACCUCGCAAACCGAAGCAUCUCGAGUCGUUCCUAUUCCCUGGAUUCCACCAUCUCUCUGCCAUACAACGAGACGGACUUGGUCUCUGGGAUCCUCGCCUCGACACCACGUAUAUUUCCCAUCCUUACCUUCAUAUUGGCACAGCCGACGGCCCCGGGAUGGCUUUCUUAUGUGGUCUCUCAGGUCACCAUGGCCGAAUGGCUUGUCGUCUUCUGUGUGGUACUCCCGGGCGACAUCCUGACGGCUCUGGUCAUUAUUAUCCCAUGUUACAGCAGCCGACCUUCCCUCCCGGUCUCAUUGUUCCCAACUCUAUGCAUGAAGACCUCGAUGUCAGAACUCUACCCAAGGCUGGCGAUGGAGACUACAAUACCAUCAUUGAACGCAUCACAGAAUGUCGAACGAAUGCUCAGUACGAGUCUGUACGUCGAGAUACAGGCAUUACAAGGCCAUGCAUUUUCUUAGGCCUUCCUCGCGAUCACCUUCUCCCUGUCCCCCAUUGCUUCGGAUCCGACUGCAUGCAUCUGUGGACGUUCAACGUAGGUGAUGAGUUAAUCCCCCUGUGGCACGGCGAAUUUUCUGUCAAGGCGCCAGACUCACGAAACGGCUGGACCUGGGGCGCUCUCAUGGACAAGGAUGAAUGGGCCAAGCAUGGCCAGCUCGUAGCUAAUGCGACACCCUUCCUCCCUGGCUCCUUCGACCGCCCACCUCGCAACCCUGCUGAGAAGAUUCACAGCGGGUACAAAGCAUGGGAGUAUUAUCUCUACUUGUAUGGAAUCUGCACUUCGAUUCUAUUCGGCGUACUCGAGGAUCGAUUCUACAAGAAUUUUGUUGAGCUCGUCGGAGCGGUUCGUAUUCUAGGUCAGUUCCGUAUCACACUGCAACAGCUUGACGAAGCCCAAGAAAAGAUCUACAACUUCGUCGAGGGCUUCGAGCGCGAGUAUGUCGACAGGCUCCCAGAGCGAAUCCACUUCGUUCGGCCAUGGAUACAUGUGCUCACACACCACGUCGAAGAGACCAAAAACAAAGGGCCGCCGAUAUGUUCAUCUCAGUGGACAAUGGAACGAAUGAUCGGGAGUCUCGGGCAGGAAUUACGAUCACACCAGAGUCCGUAUGCUAACCUCGCCCAACGUGCAGUCCUUCGCAGUCAAAUGAACGCUCUCUCGAAGAUGUAUACCUUUCUCGGCGUGGAAGAUCCGGUCAACAAACUACCUAUGGGUUCUCUGGACCUCGGUAACGGCUACGUUCUUUUGCCCAAGCGAGAAAAAUCCCCCAAGAACGUCUCCACUGCAGCUGGAAUUGCUAUACAUCUUGCAAUGGAGGAACGCGGCAUAGAAUCAGUACGAAGACCUAGGAUACUAAAAUGGGCUAGACUGCGCUUACCAAACGGCCAAGUGGCUCGGUCGGUCUUCAAGGAGGCAACCAUGAAUGUAGCCCGUGGUAUUCGUAUGGCUCGCAACAUAAAGAUCACCCUUGAAAACGAGACAAGAUUCGCUGAGGUUCAAUACUACUUUCAAGCAGAUGAAGACCAAACAUUCGCUCUCGUGUCCUUGUACAGCCAGCACGAUGAACAUCUCUACCGCGAAUCGCUUGGGACAUCAAUCGCAUGUGAAUAUCACGGAGAACGCGAACUGAGGGUGAUACCGGUCGAAGACAUUAAGUCUGUCGUUGCGCUGGUAUUGCAUAAGUUCCCUCACAAAGAGACACCUUCUUUUUAUUUGAUCGAAAAACCUGGGCUCGAGAUAGCCGUUUUGACAGGCGUAGGACACGAUGAGCUGGCAGAAAUAGACGACGACGCAACAUAG
This is a messenger RNA of Coniophora puteana RWD-64-598 SS2, 2646 nucleotides long. RefSeq lists its product as uncharacterized. The record is from RefSeq and is a predicted model, not a curated record. The coding region runs from base 1 to 2646 and encodes 881 amino acids. Lineage: Eukaryota; Fungi; Basidiomycota; Agaricomycetes; Boletales; Coniophoraceae. The transcript is spliced from 2 exons.